AUGGCUCCAUCGCAUUCGUUAGAAGCUACUAAUGACGGAUGGCUAGAUUGUAUGAUAACGGAGAUACCGGCAGCGCAUAGCAGUCACGAUGACCAUGCGUCAUACGGAGCAGCUUCAGCAUCUGACCGACACCACGAAGACGAGGUUGUUUCGAUCAAGACGGUGUCGUGCUGGCAUCGCUACCUGCUGGGAGAUCUCAUAUUUGUCGUCCUCUCCGUGCUAUCUAUCGGCCUCAUUCCGCUGCUAGCCAGCUGGUUCCCUGCUUUUUACGUCAACCUGCGAUUCAAGCGCGUUCCUCCCGGCGACAUCAACACGGACUACGUGCUGGUGGAGAGUCUCGACGGUAUCCUGACAGUCGCCUCGCUCGAGUCCGUCGAUCCCUGGGCCCCAUCCCGUGGUUGGGUGGACGUCGCGACGGCGCGCACCUGCACCAGCCGUCCGGGUUGCGAGAUCAGCUUCGCGGCCCUUCCUCGAACCUUCCUGUGGCGCAGCGAGCGCUUCUGGUUCGACCCGGCCGCGGCCGCGCGUCUGUUCGACGGCACGCCCAAGUCCGCCACGCGCACAACCGAGCUCAGCAGCACGCCGCUGGUGUGGAAGCGGCACCGCUUCCAGCUCGCCUCCACCCCCGCCGCGCUCCACAAGUAUGGCGCCGCUUGUGCCAUGCAGGAGCCCCGGGGGGCGAGUCACCCAGGAGAUGUGAGUGACUGGGAGCGGCGGCUCCUCACACACGGCCCAAAUAUCCUGCAUGUGCAUGCACCCAGCUUCUGGGUACUGCUGUUAGGGGAGGUGCUGAAGCCGUUUUUCGUCUUCCAGGUGUUCAGUGUGAUUGUGUGGUUCCUGAUCAACUACUACCUCUACUCCUGCGUCAUCAUCUUCCUCACAACCACCUCAGUCGUAUACGAGGCCGCCCAGACCCGCCGCAACAGGCUUGCCAUCAAGCGGCUAGCAGAGACGGACUGUUCUGUGGUGCGGCUGACAGCCCGCCGUGAUUCUGCUGACCCCUCUGUUCCGCCAAGGCUGCAGCCAGAGCAGGUUCUAGCCAGCGCUCUGCUGCCAGGAGAUCUUGUGCAGGUGAGUGGCCACGAAGGGGAGAGUGCACUGCAGGCAGGGCUGAGGGGAGAGAGCGGGGAAGAGAGGAAGGAUGCGGGUGUACGCGCACUGAUGGGAGUCCCAGCAUGCAUGCGUUUUGCCACCAGAGCUACCUCUCCGUUUCUCCAUUAUUCUUCCCCAUUAACACCCCACUCAUCGGCCGUCUCCUCUCUCUCCAACGUUCUUUUUUUCCAGGUGGAGGCGGGGAUGGUGCUGCCAUGCGAUCUGGUGCUGCUGGCAGGCCAGUGCGUGCUCAACGAGUCCAUGCUCACUGGCGAAUCCGCUCCUGUGCUCAAGACGGCCCUGCCUCUUGAUUUCUCUGGACAAGCGCAGAGCCUCCGGCCAGGGUCAGAGGCUGACUCCAAGUACCGUCUGCUCUCAGGCACAGAGGUGCUGCAGACCAGGGCGCUCAGGGUACCGCCCACCCCUCCGCCCACCUGGCCUUCCUCGUCUUCUAGCGGGGAGGCCCCGCCUUGUGUGUGGAACUUCGCCAAUGUGAGCCAAGGACAGCCCAUGCCUGUGACAGCUAUGGUGGUGGGCACGGGGUAUGCGACCUCCAAGGGAGAGCUGGUUCGCGCCAUCAUCUACCCGAAGCCCACGUCGUUUGACUUUGAGCGCAAGCUCUACCUGUUCAUCGUGAACCUCUUCGUCUUCUUCCUCAUUGCCGCCAUCAUCACCGUUAUCUACCAGUACAACAAGGUGAGCACCAGGCAGCUGGUGCUGAGCGUUCUCAACAUCCUCACUAUCACUGUGCCGCCCGCCCUGCCUCUUGCACUCUCCAUCGGUCUCACCACCGCCUUCUCUCGCCUCCAAGCGUGUGGCAUCUUCUGCAUCAACCCGCCUCGCAUCAUCAACGCAGGUCGUGUCAACCUCCUCUGCUUUGACAAAACAGGCACUCUCACACGAGACGGCCUCACCAUCUCUGGGGCCAUCCCCGUCUCCUCCUCCUCCUCCUCCUCUUCUGCCUCCUCCUCGGCCUUCUCCUCCCUCCAUUCUAACCUCUUGGAGCUUUACCACGAGGCUGUGAAGCCCACAGCUGCAUCACCCCAACCUGCCUCAACCGCAUCCAGUCCCACUGCAUCCCUCUGUUACACCCUAGCUGCCUGCCACAGCCUGUCGUUGCUCCACGGUCCUGCCCCCUCCCGCUCAGAUUCCUCCUCGUCUGCUUCUGAUGCGUUUCCCGAGAUGGAAGUGCAUGCAGAGCGGACGGGCAGGGAUGGCUUCUGGAGUAGGCUGAUGCGUGGGGAGUGGGGGUACGAGGGGCCGGCGCUGGCUGUGCUGCGGCGCUUCGACUUUGACUCAGACCUCAGGCGCAUGGCUGUGGCAGUGCUGCACGUGCACCCUGGUGUUGUGAGGAGUGCGGGUGGUGAGGGUGCUGCUGCUGCGCCCAUGUCUCUGCUUGUCAAGGGUGCUCCUGAAAGCAUUCGCCCCCUGUGCACGCCUGCAUCGCUCCCGCGUGACUUCGAGGAGCAGCUCAAGGCUCUCACGCUCGGUGGCAGCAGAGUGCUGGCUGUGGCCUCGCGAUCGCUCUCCCACCUCACACUGCAGCAGGUGGCAGAGGCGAGCCGGGCGGACAUGGAGAGGGAGCUGGUGUUCAGCGGGUUCUUGGUACUAGAGAACCCCAUCAAGCCCGAAACCACACCCGUGCUGCACUGCCUGGCUGCUGCUGGGCUCAGAUGCCUCAUGGUCACCGGAGAUAACCCCCUCACUGCCCUUGCUGUCAGCCGCCACUGUGGUCCGUACCUCCUACACACCACACGCCACCCUUAUCUCAUCGACACAGCCGACGACACCCAGCCAGGUGGCACGGGCUGUGUGAUUCAAGACGUGGUGACACACUGCAGUGUGCCUCUGGACGAUGUGCUUAUAGCGGGGCCCUCUGGUGCCGCCUCUGUGCUGCAAAAGGGCUCUUCAGAUGGUGCUAAGGCUGUUCCACAGCUGGACGCGUCACUCAGAGGAGCAGACCUUGUGGUGACAGGCCGAGCAUUCACAGCACUUAAAGCCCACCACGACCGACUCACCUCGCUCCACAAGCCCCCCCGCCGAUCUUCCUCCCCUUUCUCCUCCUCCCCGGCCCCCUCCUCCUCCUCGUCCGCCCUUGUGCUCGCCCCUGCCUCGGCUGCAAUUACUCCCUUUGAAGCGGUGCUGUCCCGGGCGGGGGUGUUUGCACGCAUGUCACCCAGCAACAAGCAGGACCUCAUGCUUGCCCUCCGUGACCUGGGCUACUCUGUUGCCAUGACUGGAGACGGUGCCAAUGACAGUGCGGCUCUCAAGGCAGCAGACGUGGGCCUCAGUAUUGCCUCCAAGCGCCACUCCACCCUAGCAGACCUCCCCUCCUCUCGCUCCGUCAGCAGUGCAUCAGGAGCAUCAUCAUCAGCAUCAGUGCCACUGGGUCGCAGGUCGUCAGUGGCUGUGGCACGGUCUGCAGCAGCGGCAGCAGACGCAGCAGCAGCAGCUCCCAGCAUUGCUGCACCGUUCUCCACUCAUGUGGCCCACAUAGGAGCGCUUGUUCCGCUGCUGAGGGACGGGCGGUGUGCGCUGGUGACGGCAACGAGCAUGUUCAAGUACAUGAUGUUCUAUGCCAUAGUGCAGACCAUGUCCAUUGUUGUGCUCUACCCACUCGCUCUCGAGCUCACAGACAUGCAGUACCUCUGGGCAGACCUAGGCCUGGUGUUCCCCAUGAUCCUGCUCAUCCCCACCCUCCUGCCGCGCAUGUCUCUCUCUCGUGGCCUGCCCGAGACAAACCUCUUCUCGCUCUCCAUGCUCGUGGGCAUCUACGGCCAGUCCGCCCUCAUUGUUGCCACACAGCUGCUCGCCUCUGCCUUCCUGCAGAGACAGUCAUGGUAUGUGGAGCCAAUCAUUGGCACUCCAGGGUUCAACCGCAAAGUCAACAUCAACACCACUGCAAGCUUUCUCUUCGCCUCCUUCCAGUAUCUCUUCCUGGCUGCUGCUGUCAGUCAGAGCUUUGGCCGCUUCAGAGCACACCUGUUCCAGAGCCCUCUCCUCAUUGCCGUGCUCCUGGUGCAGUUCCUCUGCUGCACCCUCCUCCUGCUCUACCCAUCCGCCGCCGUUCGUGAUGCCUUUGGCCUUGUCGACCUGAGCGCCUAUCCUGACUUCACUAUUUCCAUCUGGGUCUUUGCCAUCAUCACUGGUGUAGCCUUCAUUCUCUUUGAGCGUUUCGCUGUGCGCCACCAGUCCGCCGAGCCUGACACUGUCGACGCUGACGACCUGCUUAGGCAGGCAGCUGAGUGGCAGGCCAAGGAUGCUGCAGCAGGGUUGGCCCCAUCACAUGGCUCAGCACAUGUGUGGAUUGGUCAUGGGGACAAGGAGGAAAGAGGCUCCUGGCAUCCUCUGAAUCGCAUCAUGGCUGCCGUUGCACUCUCAUCGCCUCCGAUCGUCCGCAAUGGCCUUCAGACUUCGGGCUUCCGCAGUGCGAAGCAGAGCUCCUUCCUUGGAUCUGUUCCUGCGCUGCGUGCUGGUGUCGAGCGACCCGUGCUAAAGCACCAUGCGCCGACGGUGCGGAUGAUCGCUGCUCCCGAAAGGCCCACGAUUACCAGCCUGGAGAACGAUAUUGAUGUGCCUCCCAUGCCAUCGUUCGAGGAGUGCUUCCCCUCGAGCACGAAGGAAUACAGGGACGUUGUGCACGAGGAGACGGGGACUGUCCUUCGCGUUCCGUUUCGGAGGGUUCAUCUGUCGGGGGAGGAGCCUCCUUUCGAUGUGUACGACACCAGCGGUCCCCAGAACAUCGACUGCAAUGAAGGUCUGCCAAAGCUGAGGGAGGCUUGGAUCGCAAGGAGGGAAAAGAGGGGGGACAAGUGCUUUACACAGAUGCACUACGCCAAGAAGGGUAUCAUCACUGAAGAGAUGCUCUACUGUGCGACAAGGGAGAAGAUGGAUCCCGAGUUUGUCCGAUCCGAGGUUGCUCGUGGACGGGCUAUCAUCCCUGCCAACAAGCGUCACCCUGAGCUUGAACCUACGAUUGUGGGCCGGAAUUUCCUCGUGAAGAUCAACGCCAACAUUGGGAAUUCCGCUGUCGCUUCUUCUAUUGAGGAGGAAGUCCAGAAGCUGAAGUGGUCGACCAUGUGGGGUGCGGACACAGUAAUGGACCUGUCAACUGGCGAUAACAUUCACGAGACUCGCGAGUGGAUUCUGCGUAAUUCCGCCGUUCCUCUUGGGACUGUCCCAAUCUAUCAGGCUUUGGAGAAGGUGAAUGGCAUUGCUGAGGACCUCACCUGGGAGAUUUUCCGUGAGACGCUCAUCGAGCAGGCCGAGCAAGGAGUUGAUUACUUCACCAUCCACGCUGGAGUUCUGUUGAGGUUCAUUCCGCUGACGGCCGAGCGGCUCACUGGCAUCGUUUCUCGCGGUGGCUCAAUCCAUGCCAAGUGGUGCCUCACAUACCACAAGGAGAAUUUCGCCUAUGAGCACUGGGACGAGAUUCUGGACAUUUGCCGUGAAUAUGACAUUUCUAUUUCGAUUGGAGACGGACUCAGGCCCGGUUGCAUCCGCGAUGCCAAUGACAUGGCUCAGUUCUCUGAGCUGGCCAUCCAAGGCGAGCUGACCCGACGUGCCUGGGAGAAGGAUGUUCAGAUCAUGAACGAGGGCCCGGGACACGUUCCCCUUCACAAGAUUCCUGAGAACAUGAGGAAGCAGCUUGACUGGUGCAACGAGGCACCCUUCUAUACGCUUGGCCCUCUCACUACUGACAUCGCCCCUGGUUACGAUCACAUCACUUCAGCAAUUGGUGCUGCCACCAUUGGCGCCCUUGGUACUGCUCUUCUCUGCUACGUCACUCCUAAGGAGCACCUUGGGCUGCCAAACCGUGAGGAUGUGAAGGAUGGAGUCAUUGCUUACAAGAUUGCAGCGCACGCUGCAGACCUGGCGAAACAGCACCCUUAUGCCCAGGAGUGGGAUGAUGCUCUUAGCAAGGCCCGCUUCGAGUUCCGCUGGCGUGAUCAGUUCAACCUGUCACUUGACCCAACAACAGCUCAGGCCCUCCAUGAUGAGACCCUGCCAGCUGAUGGUGCUAAGCUUGCCCAUUUCUGCUCCAUGUGUGGGCCCAAGUUCUGCUCUAUGCGCAUCACUGAGGAUGUCCGCAAGUAUGCUGCCAAGCACGGCUAUGGGGAGAACGUUGAUGCUGCUGUCCAGAAAGGAAUGGAGGAAAUGAGUGCUGAGUUCCUUUUGGCUAGGAAGCUGACUCUUGCAGUUGAAGAUGGAUGGGAUGCUCCCUCCGUUGAAGCUGGUGACUGGUGCCAGUGCUGGCACUUGAUUCACCUGUUUGGGGUAUCUCCCAUUGAUGUUGUUCCUUUUGAGUAA
Closterium sp. NIES-65 is the source of this 6402-nucleotide messenger RNA. The record is from the annotation of a GenBank genome assembly. Lineage: Eukaryota; Viridiplantae; Streptophyta; Zygnematophyceae; Desmidiales; Closteriaceae.